Arachis duranensis is the source of this 660-nucleotide messenger RNA. Its product is annotated as 60S ribosomal protein L6, mitochondrial. Bases 224 to 532 code for a protein of 102 amino acids. The transcript has 3 exons. Gene Ontology annotation, cellular component: ribosome. Gene Ontology annotation, biological process: translation. The record is from RefSeq and is a predicted model, not a curated record. NCBI's taxonomy places the organism in Eukaryota, Viridiplantae, Streptophyta, Magnoliopsida, Fabales, Fabaceae. Gene Ontology annotation, molecular function: rRNA binding; structural constituent of ribosome.
AGGUACUCUUCAUCUUCGCUGGCUUCUCGGCACGGAACCAGAUUCAUCCCUCUCGUCAUUAUCAUUGGCAUGAACUCCAAACCAAAACCCCAACUCUCUGGAUAAAAUUGUAACGAAAGUUGAUUGGGACUUUUUCUUCUACUUAAAGAAGUAGUGAACACUGAACACUGAACUGAAUUUGAAUCGGAUCUCGGAGAAUUCAUUCUUCGUCGGUGGUUAAGAUAUGGAAGCGUCGUUUUUCCGUUUUCUGAAAAUUGUCGGAGUUGGAUACAAAGCGAGAUCGGAAGCUCAAGGUCGGUUAUUGUAUUUGAAACUUGGAUACAGUCACGAGGUUGAAUUGGCGGUGCCGCCGGCGGUGCGCGUGUUCUGUUUCAAGAACAAUGUGGUUUGCUGCACCGGAAUUGACAAGCAGAGGGUGCACCAGUUUGCUGCCACAGUGCGCAAUUGCAAGCCUCCUGAAGUUUACAAAGGGAAAGGUAUAAUGUACAUUGAUGAAGUCAUCAAGAAGAAGCAAGGAAAGAAAUCUAAAUGAUGUGCUACACGAAGAAUUAACCAAAUAUUUCUGUAUUGAUUUCGAAGUUGAUUUGGCUUAACAAUACAUAUGAUCCAUUUUGUAUCAGAUAGAGAUAAGUGUUAAAUAAUCCCUUUUCAUUUGCCUUA